AUGUUCUCGACCGUAGCUGGCGGUUACGAGCUUAGCAAGAUUCUGGGAAAGCCUGUAGGUCCGGGACAGGCCAACUGGAUGGCUGCAGCAUACUCCCUUACACAGAGCGCUUUCGUCCUCAUCAGCGGCCGUCUCGGCGCUGUUUAUGGUCAUCAGAAGCUCCUUCUUCUUGGCGGCGUUAUCAUUGUCACUUUCUCCAUUGCCAACGCAUUUUGUAACACUUAUAACUCCUUUAUUGCAAUCCGCGCUCUUACUGGGGUUGGUGGCGGUAUCUUGAUGCCUAAUGCAGUCGCUACCCUUACUAUUAUGGUUCCUCCUGGCAAAGUGCGCAACUUCACGCUGGCCAUAUUCGCGGCAUCGCCUCCAGUUGGAGCUGGCAUCGGAUCGCUGAUGAUUGGAGCCUUUCUCGAGUAUUCAGAAUGGAAGUGGCAUUUUAUCUCUGUGGCAUCUCUUGGCGCUAUUUGUUUCUCUGGGCUAUUCUUCGUUCUACCUCCCGAGCAGCCCGCUGACAAAAGCGGUAAGAUUGAUUGCAUUGGUAUCAUUACCGGCUUGGGAGGUCUUGUAUUAUUCUCUUUGUCCUGGAAUCAAGCGCCAGUAGACGGAUGGGAGACUCCAUAUGUUAUUGCAAUGCUGAUCACCUCAGUUGUGCUGAUGGUCAUUUUCUUCUUUUGGGAGAGUAAAUGGGCUGAUGAACCCAUCAUGCCCCCUUCCAUCUUUCGCGGCAAAAGCUUCAAGGCUCUCACGGUUGUCGUCUUGUUUAUUUACAUGGCCGUUGGUAUCACACUUUGGUACAUGGUAGCAUGGCAGCAGAUGAUACGAGGAUGGUCCGUCCUCAACGUCGCUGUCGGCUGGAUUCCUUAUGGACUAGGGGCAUCCUGCGCCGUCAUUUUGGCCGCGUGGCUAAUUCCCCGGCUCGAGGCACAAUGGAUCCUUGCCAUCGGAUGCCUCACCUCGCUGACAGCCACUAUUUUGUUGGCUACAAUGCCAGAACAACAAAGUUACUGGGCACAGGUUUUCCCGUCGACUGUAUUCGGUAGCUUCUGCCCUGACUUUGUAUAUGUUGCUGCACAAGUUAUUGCCAGCAGCAGUGUCGGUAAGAAAGAGCAGGGGCCAGCUGCUAGCUUGAUCGGGACGCUCAACCUCUACGGCAACAGCUUAGGUCUUGGUUUUGCCGGCACGAUUGAGACAAACAUAGCGAAGAGUCAUGCUGGGGAAGCGCUGGGGUUUCGGUCAGCAUUGUGGUUUGGAGCUGGUUUGUCUGCCAUUGCGCUACUGAUGGACUUAACGAUGGUGAGAAUGAAAAAAGAGGACAAGGAAGGCUGGGAAUCGAAUGAGACUGAACUUGAAUGA
Molecule: messenger RNA, 1350 nt
Organism: Fusarium odoratissimum NRRL 54006
Lineage: Eukaryota; Fungi; Ascomycota; Sordariomycetes; Hypocreales; Nectriaceae
Exons: 4
Coding region: 1-1350 (449 amino acids)
Biological process (GO): transmembrane transport
Cellular component (GO): membrane
Molecular function (GO): transmembrane transporter activity
Source: RefSeq, a predicted model, not a curated record